Neomonachus schauinslandi (Hawaiian monk seal) is the source of this 4927-nucleotide messenger RNA. It is a transcript of the gene KIF15, whose product is annotated as kinesin family member 15. The record is from RefSeq and is a predicted model, not a curated record. The transcript is spliced from 35 exons. Gene Ontology annotation, molecular function: microtubule binding; microtubule motor activity; ATP binding. Gene Ontology annotation, biological process: microtubule-based movement. The coding region runs from base 189 to 4355 and encodes 1388 amino acids. Lineage: Eukaryota; Metazoa; Chordata; Mammalia; Carnivora; Phocidae.
GUCACGUCGCCCCCGUCCCCUAACCAGAGGCCGGGCAACAUGGCGGCCUCCUUGCUGGCGUCAACGUCCGACCCGAGCGCCAAAUUCAAAUUUGCGGCCAUCUUGAGCGUGCGGAAUCCCGGCGCGCCGCGCGGCUGGAGGUGGGGGUAUCCGCUGCCUUGGUUUUGGGAUCCGGGGGUGAGGGCGCCAUGGCGCCCGGCUGCAAAACUGAGUUACGCACUGUGACAAAUUGUCAGUCUAACCAACCAAGUAAUGAAGGUGAUGCCAUCAAAGUUUUUGUGCGAAUUCGUCCACCUACAGAAGGUUCUGGAUCAGCUGAUGGAGAGCAAAACUUAUGCUUAUCUGUGCUCUCCUCUACCACUCUCCGGCUUCACUCCAACCCUGAGCCCAAGACCUUCACAUUUGAUCAUGUCGCAGACAUGCACACCACUCAGGAGUCCGUGUUCUCAGCUGUGGCCAAGGGCAUUGUGGAAUCUUGCAUGAGCGGUUAUAAUGGUACCAUCUUUGCAUAUGGACAGACGGGCUCAGGGAAAACAUUUACGAUGAUGGGACCAUCUGAAUCAGAUCAUUUUUCUCAUAACCUGAGAGGAGUAAUCCCACGAAGUUUUGAAUAUUUGUUUUCCUUAAUUGAUCGUGAAAAAGAGAAGGCUGGAGCUGGAAAGAGUUUCCUUUGUAAGUGCUCCUUUAUUGAAAUCUACAACGAACAGAUCUAUGACCUACUGGACUCUGCAUCAGCCGGACUGUACUUAAGGGAGCACAUCAAGAAGGGAGUCUUUGUUGUUGGUGCAGUGGAACAGGUGGUGACCUCAGCUGCUGAAGCCUAUCAGGUGCUGUCUGGAGGAUGGAGAAACAGACGUGUGGCAUCGACGUCAAUGAAUAGAGAAUCUUCUCGGUCUCAUGCAGUUUUUACAAUUACAAUUGAGUCAAUGGAGAAAAGCAAUGAGACUGUGAAUAUACGGACCUCCCUACUCAAUCUGGUGGACUUAGCAGGAUCUGAAAGGCAAAAAGACACCCAUGCAGAAGGGAUGAGGUUAAAGGAGGCAGGUAACAUAAACCGGUCGUUGAGCUGCCUGGGCCAAGUGAUUACUGCGCUUGUCGACGUGGGUAAUGGAAAACAGAGGCACGUUUGCUACAGAGACUCCAAACUUACCUUCUUACUUCGGGAUUCCCUUGGAGGCAAUGCCAAAACAGCCAUAAUCGCAAAUGUUCAUCCUGGAUCCAGGUGUUUUGGGGAAACCCUAUCAACACUUAAUUUUGCUCAGAGAGCCAAGCUGAUUAAAAAUAAGGCAGUGGUAAAUGAAGACACCCAAGGAAAUGUAAGCCAGCUCCAAGCUGAAGUGAAGAGGCUCAAAGAACAGCUGGCCCAGUUUACUUCAGGGCAGUUACUACCGGAAAGCUUUCUGACCAAAGACAAAGAUGAGACUAAUUAUAUGAAGUAUUUCCAAGAGGCGAUGUUGUUCUUUAAGAAAUCCGAACAGGAAAAAAAGUCUCUGGUAGAAAAAGUUACCCAAUUAGAAGACCUCACCCUCAAAAAAGAAAAAUUUAUUCAAUCUAAUAAAAUGAUUGUGAAAUUCCGAGAGGAUCAAAUAAUGCGCCUGGAGAAGCUCCACAAGGAAUCCCGGGGAAGUUUUCUGCCUGCAGAGCAGGAUCGCUUGUUGUCGGAAUUAAGGGAUGAGAUCCAAACUCUGCGGGAACAGAUAGAGCACCACCCCAGAGUUGCAAAGUAUGCUAUGGAAAACCAUUCCCUCCGGGAGGAGAACAGAAGAUUGAGAUCAUUAGAGCCUGUGAAAAGAGCCCAAGAAAUGGACGCCCAGACCAUUGCCGUACUAGAAAAAGCUUUCUCUGAACUAUCUGGCACAGAGAAAAAGGACAAGGGUCAACAGGGAUUUUCUCCUAAAGCUCCAAAGGAGCCAUGUUCAUUAGUGAACACUGAGAAGUUGAAAGCACAACUCUUGCAAAUUCAGACAGAGCUGAAUAACUCAAAGCAAGAAUAUGAAGAAUUCAAAGAACUAACGAGGAAAAAGCAGCUAGAAUUGGAAUCAGAGCUUCAGUCCUUGCAAAAAGCAAACCUUAAUCUUGAAAACCUUUUGGAAGCAACAAAAGCCUACAAGCGGCAAGAAGUUUCUCAGCUGAAUAAAAUUCAUGCUGAAACGCUUAAGAUUAUCACUACGCCAACCAAGGCUUACCAACUUUGGUCUCGACCAGUACCAAAAUUAAGCCCCGAAGUGGGGAGCUUUGGCCCUGUGGGCACUCAGAAUUCCAGUGAGUUGGAUGAUAAUAUCUUGAAUGAGCCAGUUCCACCUGAGAUGAAUGAACAAGCUUUUGAGGCCAUUUCUGAAGAGCUUAGAAUGGUGCAGGAACAAAUGAGUGCCCUUCAAGUGAAGUUGGAUGAGGAAGAACAUAAAAACCUAAAGCUUCAGCAGCACAUUGACAAACUGGAACAUCAUUCCAUACAAACGCAGGAGCUUUUCUCAUCAGAAAGAACUGAUUGGACCAGACAGCAGCAAGAGCAUCUCUCACAAUUGAAUGUCCUUGAAGUGCAGCUUCGGGACACUCAGACUAAGAAUGACUUUUUGAAAAGUGAGGUGCAUGACCUGCGAGUCGUUCUUCAUUCCGCAGACAAGGAGCUAUCUUCCGUGAAACUGGAGUAUAGUUCAUUCAGAGAGAGUCAGGAGAAAGAACUGAGUAGCCUUUCUGAUCGACACGCGCACGCACAGCUUCAGCUGGAUAGUGUCAGAUUAGAAAAGGAAAAGCUUCUUGAGAGCAAAGCCUGCCUACAGGAUUCCUAUGACAACUUACAAGAAGUAAUGAAGUUUGAAAUUGACCAACUUUCAAAAAACCUCCAAAACUGCAAAAAAGAAAAUGAAACUCUGAAAUCUGAUCUGAAUAAUUUGGUGGAGCUUUUUGAGGCAGAAAAAGAACGCAAUAACAAAUUAUUAUUACAAUUUGAAGAAGAUAAAGAGAACAGUUCUAAAGAAAUCUUAGAAGUUCUUGAGGUCGUACGUCAGGAGAAACAGAAAGAGAUGGCCAAGUGUGAGCAGCAGAUGGCAAAAGUACAGAAACUGGAAGAGAGUUUAUGUGCUACAGAAAAACUAAUCCGUUCUCUGGAGAAGUCUAGAGAUGCUGACAAGGAAGUUGUAGCUGACCUCAUGAGCCAGGUCCAGGAGCUGAGAACAGCGGUCUGUGAGAAAACAGAAACCAUAGACACCCUGAACCAAGAACUGAAGGACAUAAGUUGCAAAUACAACUCUGCUUUGGCUGACAAGGACGAGUCCAAAGUGUUGAUUAAGAAACAGGAAGUGGAGAUUCUGGAUCUGAAAGAAGCCCUUAGACUGAGAAUACUCUCCGAGGACAUAGAGAGGGAUAUGCUCUGCGAGGACCUGGCCCAUGCCACUGAGCAGCUGAACAUGCUCACAGAAGCCUCGAAGAAGCACUCGGAGCUGCUGCAAUCUGCACAGGAGGAGAUGACCAGGAAGGAGGCCCUGAUCCAAGAACUUCAGCACGAGCUGAACCAGAAGAAGGAGGAAGUAGAACAGAAGAAGAAUGAAUAUAACUUCAAAAUGAGACAGCUUGAACACGUAAUGGAUUCUGCUACCGAGUAUCCCCAGAGCCCUAAAACACCACCUCAUUUUCAAACACAUUUGGCAAAACUCCUGGAAACACAAGAACAAGAGAUAGAAGAUGGAAGAGCCUCUAAGAUUUCUCUGCAACACCUUGUAACAAAGCUAAACGAAGACAGAGAAGUCAAAAAUGCUGAAAUCCUCAGGAUAAAGGAGCAGUUGUGUGAAAUGGAAAGCCUCCGCACGGAAGCUGAGCAGUUGCGAGAAAGAAACUGGCUCCUGCAAAGUCAGCUGGACAAUCUUGAGAGGGAAAAGAGCAACAGUGAACAGAAUCAUCUAGAUCAUCAACAACUGAGGAAUGAACAAGAAGAAAUGAUCAAAGAAAGACUUGCUAAAAAUAAAUUAGUUGAAGAAAUGCUGAAAAUGAAAGCAGACCUAGAAGAAGUCCAGAGUGCCCUUCAGAACAAAGAGAUGGACUGCCUUAGAAUGGCUGAGGAAGUCGAGCGAACCAGAACUUUGGAAUCUAAAGCGUUCCAAGAAAAGGAACAGCUGAGAUCAAAGCUGGAAGAACUGUAUGAGGAAAAGGAGAGAAUAUUCCAGGAGAUGGAAAUGUUAAGGAAGCAGGUGGAGUGUCUUGCUGAGGAAAAUGGGAAGUUGGUCGGUCACCAGAACCUGCAUCAGAAGAUUCAGUACGUCGUGCGGCUGAAGAAGGAGAAUGUCAGGCUCGCUGAGGAGACAGAAAAGUUGCGUGCUGAAAAUGUAUUUUUAAAAGAAAAGAAAAGGAACGAAUCGUAAGGCUCUUGGUCAACCACCUACCUAGGCAUCACCUUUCUGGAGAAUUUCUUUCCUCUUGCAAAAGGAAGCCCUGCCCUUGCGCAUCUGACAAAGCUGAAUCGAGGAGCGUAAUUACUAACUGUGUAUGUGGCAUUGGGGGCUGACCUUCAAGUUUCUGAUGAAUGUUCUGCAUUCAUACUCACCCUGUGGCAGUUGGCAAUGUACUAUUUCGAAGUUACCAUCCCAUUUCAAUGCUUUCAACUCUACAUACUGGGAAAACCUUUUGCCUUUUUAAAAUAAAAACUGUAGCUAAGGUUUACAGUGGAUGUUGGCCAGGUUAUUUUUUCCUUAGAUACUAUCUUCCAUAAUCUCCUUUGAGUCUUAUAGCAGCAGCUCUAAUGAUACGUAGUGGUUUCAAAACUUGCCAUGACGUUAAUCCUAUUGAGUAGCAUGUACGAAAGGCAAACUUGUUAAUAUAGAUUAUUUUUGUAUCCUUACUUUCAGUAUUCUGAGCAUUUUUUUAUGACUGUAAAUAUGGCCAUUUUUUCAAAAUAUAAUAAAAUCCUUUAAAAAUUAACAGUUUAAUAAAGUGA